Messenger RNA from Alternaria rosae, 4155 nucleotides. RefSeq lists its product as uncharacterized. The coding region runs from base 225 to 3947 and encodes 1240 amino acids. The transcript has 3 exons. The record is from RefSeq and is a predicted model, not a curated record. Lineage: Eukaryota; Fungi; Ascomycota; Dothideomycetes; Pleosporales; Pleosporaceae.
CUUGGAUUGACCGCUCCCCCGACCUAUCACUUGCCAGCUGGCGGGAAACCCCAAGGCAGCCAGCAAUUUCCCCAAGCACUAUUCAAACUCUCGAACUUUCUUUCUUUGUCCUGUUUCUGCUUUUCUUCCAUCCAUCGCGCUGCUCCUGCCCUCAAUCUCAUUGGUUGCGUGCAGUAGCGGCUCCCGCGCUCGACCCUCUCACCUCACACCUAGUACACCGCGAGAUGUCUGGCCAGCCCCAAGUCCCCAGCAUUUCAACAAGUGUUGGCAAUCGCGCCUUCACUGACAGCCUGCGUACUCGAACCUCAUCUGCAUACUCGCCCGCGCUCAGCAAUCCGAUGAGCUCGCGCGCUGGCAAGCGCCCACUGGAGCCUCAAGCUCGCGGCGAGAGUCCUCCAGACAAGCGAAGUCGUCCGCCAGACAAGCGGUCGGCGUUACAAGAUAGGCCGCGUCAGAAUGUGCGAGUUCUAUCACCCAGUAAUUUUAGCAGUGGAGCAUCGACGCCUACACAUCAUGCCCCUCCUAUGCCUUCGAUGCUGCCAACACCAGAUCCAGGUGUGCUUCAACAACAGGAUGUAACUAGUGCCACCACAAGCAAUACUCCAUUUACCAUGAAAUCUCUACGCAAGUUGAAAGAGAGGAAGAGAGCUAUUGCCCAACAGACCACUAUUACUGUCAGCACGUCCGUCGACGUUAAGCUCAAUACUCAGGCACUGGACAUUGCAAACCUUAAGAAGGAGCGUGAUGAUAUCAAGAAGGAGCUACUUGAAAUCAACAAGGCGCGAGAGGAGGAGCACGAUGGUAUUGUGCGCAGGCUGGUACAGGUGGAGGCUUUGUCUACACGCGUUGAUAGCUUCACGAACAAAACAGAGACUCUUAACAUUGUAAAAGCAGUCGCCAGGCCUUUAGCAGCGCGAUUAGAAGCUCUAGAGCGUUCGGCUGCCGACCUUCCAAACUUACAACAGGAGUUACAGGACCUAAACGACGAAAUCAAGGAUGUGAACAGCCGGCUUUCCGAACGCAUCACCAGCCACCAGGACUUGAUUCUCAAAUUCCAGGCUUUCAAGGAGACCGUGGAGAAGCAGACAUUCUCCGAUCAACUCAAGACUUUAAGCGACAAGAUUACAGAAAUUGAGGGAAACGUUGGCAGGACGUAUGCAAAGGCCAGCCGUCUGCAGAAGAAAUUUGAGGACCUAGAAGACGCUUUUACGCUGACUGGUGUCGAAAAACUGCGAGAGACGGUAGACAAGCUCAAAGACAGACUGGAUAAAUACCGUAACGAGGCCGGUGAAGACAGGGAGGAAGCGGCGGCUAUGCACAAGAAGCUGAAAGAUACGCAAGAGGAUCUCAGCACCCUCCAGAAGGAUUUCGACGAUCUUUCGGAUGACAUUAACACGUACAUUGGACCUAUCAAGAACGACCACAAGAAGACAAACCUCGCCCUGUCGCAAAGGGUCGCGAACUUGCAGAGCAAUGUUACCCAAGCUGAGUUGGGAAGGCUCCCUACUCGCCUCAGCGAGCUGGAAAACAAUGCACGUCUUACAGAGAAGCUUCCGGGUCGCGUCGAUGAACUAGAAAAUGCUGCUUGGGGCCCUCACUUUAAGAAAGUCGGGAUAAUUGUUGCGCCUUCUUCUCCUGCUGCAAUCACUCCACCUGUGACCAAUGCAGACACAGAUGUCUCGCUGCUCAAGAAAUCACUGCAAGAGCUUCGCAAAGUUGUAGAAGGCACCAGUGGCCUGACGAACCAGGCUCAGACAAUCUUCGAGCGACUGAACAACAUGGAAGCCACUCUGGCUAACGCUCGGCCGCUCGACAGCAUGGAGCAGAGUGUGGAGACGAUGGACACGACGAUGGACAAGACCUCAGUCAAGACGCUGGAAAAGGCAGCGGAACCGAAGGUCAAAGCUUUGAUGACGACCGAACGCAAGGUUGUGGUAAGUAUUGUUGAGGAAGUGGAAACCCGACUCACUGGGGAGAUUCAAGCACUUCGCACACUGACGGAAACUCGCAUGGAAGAGAUACAAGCUUUUCGCAUUCGAUCGCGUGAACCUGGUUUCGCGGCAUCGUCAGCUGAUGCGAGGACAGCGCCAUCCGAAGUCGGCGAUCUCAACGGCAUCACACAAGAUAUUGAGACGUUGUUCACUGAACUCGACAGUGCAAAUGCCACCAUUUCAGCUGUACAGGAGGUCGCCCCCACCCUCUUCAACGAACAGUUCGACCCACUCAAGCGCAAGGUUGAAGAGCAGCUCAGUACUGUCACUGCUACAUUGGAGAAACAUGCCUGUGAUCUAUCAGACUUGGCGCAACAAGUAUCGAAGUCACCUUCACAACAGAACGGCUUCGGCCAAGCGCAACAAAGUCAGCUCAAUACAAUCUCGACAGAAGUUGCGUCGUUGAAGACGGGUUUAGCGACUCUGCGAUUGUCUUUGUCGACCAAGGCCGACUCUGAAUCGGUGAACAAAGAGCUGGAAACUUUCAAUUUCGCAAUGCGCAACAUGGAGAGCCGAUACGAAAACAUCAGCACCGACACCCUGUAUCAGGGCAUGGUCCGCUGGUUCACUCAAAUGUACCCGGGUCUGCCACAACUCCAGGACGAAAUCCACCAGCUGCACAGCUGGAUAGAGGGCCGCGCGAACCUUCUCGACCGCCUGAACCAGGACGCUACUCAACUGCAUGGUCUUGUGAACAUCGCUCCGCACUUGCACGAGAUUGCAAACAUCAGUCCGCAAUUGAAACAAGUGGUCACCGACGCUGCUCAACUCCAGUCGGCUAUUCAGGCUCAUGGCAAGAUGUCGACUGCGUUGACCAAAAUUGAUCAAGCUAGCUCUGACGCCAGCCUGGCAAUUUCCAAGGCUGAGGCAGCUAUGCGUGCAUCUGGCAAGGCCGAUCAAGCCAGCUCUGAUGCAAAAACCGCGAGUGACAAGGUCGAUCAAACUGAGCAGCGGCUGAGCGAGCAACUGAAGACGCUCGAGAACAUCAAGGGCUCAGUGUCUGGUUUACAAACUUCUUUGCGGAAUCUGAACUCGGCCACGUCUCCAUUCGUCAAAGCGGAGGCCCUUGGUGCCUUGCAGGUAACUGUCAAGGCACUGCAGACCCAAAUAGGUCAAGAGAAGCAAGAACGCUUGACCAGCACAGAAAAGCUUUGCACUACCAUCGACGCCGAUCAUGGCACACGCGUUGACGAGGAGACCAAGAUCAGAAAGUCUAUCCAAGACCUGGAGCAAACGAUUGAUGUGGACAAGGCCACUUUCGCAAAAGCCGAGGUACUUACUGCAUUGCAGGGUACACUGCGAGCCUUACAGUCUGAAGUCAGCAAUACUCAGGCAGAAAACUCUGCGGCUGUAGAAGGCUUACGUUCAGCAUUCGACAGUGAUUGCAGCAAGCGCGACACCGUGAAGGGCAAUAUCCAAAAGCCCAUCAAGGAGCUGGCUCAGACGCCUGCCAAGGCGCCCAACUCCGACAAUGUUCCCUUCGAAAACUUCAAGCGUGUCAUGGUGGACAAGUUUGCCUCUGAGAAGAAAGCACGCACAGAUUUCGAGGAGAACUUGAAAUCAUCUUUGGGCAUUGUUGAGGGAAAGAUCACAGCUCUAAGGCAGGACACAGUGCGGACAUCCAAUGAGGUGAAACGAGUCUCAAGCGACCACGAGACCACAAAGCAAGGGAUCUACGAUCAACUCGCCGACAUCAACACGGCGGCCGCUGAGUUGCGAGAAGUCUACGACAAGAUGGUCAGGACGUACAUUGAGCCGAACAGCGAGUUCUUCGGCUUGAUCGGUACAGCCUUCGUGGUCCUCUCGCAAGUCCAACAAGUGGUGGAAAGCCUCAACCAGAACCUGCCAGUCGCACCGCUGAAGCUAGAAUGGGACUACUACCUCCCAACACACGGUCAGCCCGAAACCAACGGCGCACCCAGCAAACCCAAAGGAAAGGGCAAGAGCAAGCAGUAAGCUGCUGUCUCUUCGCCCGAUCCAACGUACCCAAAGUUCGACGACAACAUUCUUUCCUAGGCCUUUUCCCUUGUUACCCUUUUUCACUAUGUUAUUUCCCCCGGCCCGAACAAAAGCCGCAUCAACCUGGCGUUUUUACCGGCGGAUACUGUGAGCGUUUUCAUGCAUGAUACCCCCCUUAGCCUCUUGCGGCUCUUUUUUUUUUUUU